ACUGGUUUAGAGCGGACGCGUCGGAAACCUCCCCUGAGGGGCCCCAUGUAAUUCGAUGCAUGCUGUUAAAGCUUAGAGUAUAUUGUCUUCCCUUUUGCUUAUGAAGCCUCCACCCACCGGCCCACCCUACAUUUAGCGGAUCAUGUGACUCGGGGCAGGCUAAGAAACAGGAUGUUAAUGCUUGACGGAAUGCCUGCAGUCCGAGUCAAAGCCGAGCCCCUGGAAUCGGAACAAGGGUCACCCAAAGUGCGCCCUUACACUGCGAUGGACGGCGUCCCCUUUUUCCUCAGCAGAGUUAAACCGGAACCUCCCGAAGACCUGCUCGCCCACGACCUGCACUUCCACACGCAGACCGAGCCCGUCGACCUGUCCAUCAACAAACCCCGCCCCUCCUCUUCAUCCGCCACCACGAUUUCAUCGUCAUCCCCCCUCAGAUCCGCCUUCUCCCCGUCUUCGUUAUCGUCGUCAUCCUCCUCCUCCUCCUCUCCAUCUGUUAUCACCUCAGCUUCGUCGGUGCUCACAUCGGGCCCUCUGGUUGCCCCGGGAACUGGGGUGAGAGGUCAGCCAUAUUUGCACAUCCUGCACUCUGUGCCUCCGCCUCCAUCCAGCCCUCUGAGCCUGCAGGGAGCCGGGAAGCUCGCCAGCCAUGUUCACCGCAUCCCAGUUGUGGUACAGUCACUGCCCCUCAUGUACACCACUGCCGUUCGAUCACCCUCCAGCCUCAACAAUGCCAUCAUGCUACCUCUGCUGGAUGAGGCCAAAAGCCAGGGCAAAGCACACAUAGACCCCAACGGCCUGUCGCCAAGGCAGAUCAAAAGUGACAGCGAUGACGAUGACCUGCCAAACGUGACCUUGGACAGUGUUAAUGAGACCGGCUCUACCGCGCUGUCUAUAGCCCGUGCUGUACAAGAUUCCAUGUCCCCGUUCAGUAUCGACAGCAUACGGCGUCCUCGGAGGUCGGAGUCACCGGAUUCCAAAAAGAGAAGAAUCCACAGAUGUGACUUUGAGGGGUGCAAUAAGGUGUACACCAAAAGCUCGCAUUUAAAAGCACACCGGAGGACGCAUACAGGUGAAAAGCCAUACAAGUGUACCUGGGACGGUUGCACCUGGAAGUUCGCCCGCUCUGAUGAGCUGACGAGGCAUUACAGGAAACACACAGGGGUGAAGCCCUUCAAGUGUGCAGACUGUGACCGCAGCUUCUCCAGAUCUGACCACUUGGCCCUGCACCGACGGAGACACAUGCUGGUGUGAAUCAGACGGAGCGCGAUAAAGAGAGAGAUGGAGAGGUCAACGAAAA
Pundamilia nyererei is the source of this 1297-nucleotide messenger RNA. RefSeq names its product Kruppel like factor 12b (gene klf12b). Lineage: Eukaryota; Metazoa; Chordata; Actinopteri; Cichliformes; Cichlidae. The record is from RefSeq and is a predicted model, not a curated record. The coding region runs from base 172 to 1251 and encodes 359 amino acids. Gene Ontology annotation, biological process: regulation of transcription by RNA polymerase II. Gene Ontology annotation, molecular function: DNA-binding transcription factor activity, RNA polymerase II-specific; RNA polymerase II cis-regulatory region sequence-specific DNA binding. The transcript is spliced from 6 exons.